Prorocentrum cordatum is the source of this 2024-nucleotide messenger RNA. The record is from the annotation of a GenBank genome assembly. NCBI's taxonomy places the organism in Eukaryota, Dinophyceae, Prorocentrales, Prorocentraceae.
GAGGAGGGCAGACUACAUCAAGGCGUUGACCGAGGCGAGGGGGAAGGCCGCGGCCGCAGCGGCUGAGAGGGAGGCCGCGGAUCAGGCGGAGAUCGACGCCGAGGAGGAGAGGGCCGCCGCCGAGGCGGCGGUGGACCAGCAGGUCUUUCCCGAGGAUCCGAGGGCGGCGAGGGAGGCGGCGGCCCAGAGGGAGAUGGCCGUGGAGGCCCUGAAGGCGGAGCUCGAGAGCGCCCGGGACGAGCACACCCCGAGCGACGUGGCCUUGGAGGUCGCCGAGGCCUCCCUGGCCUGGAACCCGACGGAGCCCGCGCAGGAGGUCGCGCAGGCCACGACGGACGCCCCGGCGGAGGCGCGGCGGGCCCCGGAGGAGGCGCGGGCGGCGCAGGAGGCCGCCCGGGCGGCGGAGGAGGCGCAGGCCCGGGCCGCGGCCAGGAGGGACGGCGGAGGCCGAGGAGAAGCAGCAGGCGCAGGCGGCGCAGGCGGCGGAGGAGCCAGUCCCAGGCGUGGACGACGACCCCUUCGCCGAGGCCGCGCCGGGGGGCGCCGCGGAGGGCGCGGCGGAGGGCUCCGCGGAGGGCUCCGCUGGGGGCUCCGAGGGUGCCGCGCAGCAGCUCGCGCAGGUCGCGACCCUUGCCGAGGAUCCUCCCCCGACAGUGGAGCCUUCCAGCCCGCGGAGCCAGGGUGUUACAUGAAGAUGCCCACUGGGUGCCAGACCAAGCAGACGAUGGCGCAGAGGUGGCUGCGCGACAAGUGGGCGGUGGGCGGCGCCCAGGACGCGGCCGCGUGCCGGGGGCGCAGGAGAGCGUGUGGAACGACUACUGCAGGAGGAGGGACGUGGAGGCCGUGUUUGUCAGCGGCCAGGGCAGCUCGGAGGCCAGCGGCGAGAGAGCCUCCGAGUCCCCACAGCUCGGCGAGGUCAUGCUGCAGCUCGGGGAUGGGUCCGCGUGGCCAUGGUCCAGGAAGCGCGAGAAGAGGGCAGAGCCGGCAGAGGCGAAGGCGGACGCCGAGUUCGAGCUCGGCAACCCGUCGGAGCCCGGAUGCUACAUGAGGGCGCCUUCCGGGUGCCCCAAGCAUCCCAUGAAGACGGAUCUUUGGCGGCACGACGCCUGGGCAGAGCACCACGGCUUGGACGAGGAGGGCUGCAAAGGGCGCAAGCAGGUGUGGGACAAGUACUGCGACACGAGCGAUUCUAAGAUUGUGUUUGUCUUUGUCGACAACGAGACCCUCGUGGCACCGGCGAGGGCGGUGCAACUCAGGGAGUCAUCCUCGUGGCCAUGGUUCAGCAAGCGUGCGAAAGCUCAGGAGGCGGAGGCAAAGGCGAAGGCCGAGGGCAGGGAAGAGGCAAAUGUGGAGGCCGAUGCGAAGGCGAAGGCGGAUAGCGACUUCGAGCUCGGUAACCCGUCGGAGGCUGGGUGCUACAUGAGGGCAGCUUCCGGGUGCCCCAAGCAUCCCAUGAAGACAGAUCUUUGGCGGCACGACGCCUGGGCAGAGCACCACGGCUUGGACGAGGAGGGCUGCAAAGGGCGCAAGCAGGUGUGGGACAAGUACUGCGACACGAACGAUUCCAAGAUUGCGUUUGUCGGCAACGUGACGAUUUGACCAGAACCGAGUAGCAUAUCCCUCCUCAUCGUCCUCGUUGUGGGCUCCUCCGUGAGGCCAGAUGGUUUUCAGACCCUGCUCCAAGAUUGCACUUGGCGUCUCAGAGCAACCUCAGGCCCUGCCCUCAAAGAUCAGGUAACACUGUGUUGUUGUCCUGCACCAUCGCGCGCAAUUCGUGAGGCGAUCUUUGUGGUGGAGAGGCAAUCGUUUCAUGGCUUUUGCCUAGUCUGCUCUGUAUCUUAAGCUUAAUCGCGCUGCAAUGGCUCAUGUCCUGCGCGACCGCCCCGCCUAUUUUAUCCUUCCUCCUCGUUGCCUUCCCCCCUCCCUUUCUGUCAAUUUUUCUCUUUCGAUGUAUGUUUUGUCAUUUCUCUUACACUCCACGAGGCCGUAGUUCGCAGGACGGUGGUUCGAAUGGACCUCAGAAG